Eimeria mitis is the source of this 2343-nucleotide messenger RNA. RefSeq names its product Trichohyalin, putative. NCBI's taxonomy places the organism in Eukaryota, Apicomplexa, Conoidasida, Eucoccidiorida, Eimeriidae. Bases 1 to 2343 code for a protein of 780 amino acids. The transcript has 7 exons. The record is from RefSeq and is a predicted model, not a curated record.
AUGAAUAAGCUGCAGCAGCAUUUGCUGUUUUCUGCAGCAGAUGACGUGAGGAGGCCAGCAGCAGCAGAGACAGGAGCUGCAGCAGCAGAAGCAGCAGCAGCAGCAGAAUGCUCUCAACCUGCAGCUGCUGCUGCUCAUGAUUGGGAAGCAGUAGAACGCCUCAGCCAGAAGUAUCGUCAGCUAAAGAAGCAGAACGCGCUGCUGAAGGAGGCGCUGCGGCAGCAGCAGAAACAGCAGCAGCAGCAGCAGCAGCAGCAGCAGGGACAGGAGCAGGAUCAGCAGCAGCAGCAGCAGCAGCAGCAGCAGCAAGAAGAACCCCAGGGUCUUGUGAGCCAGCUGCAGCAGCAAGUAGCUCUAGGGGAGUUCAGGCAGCGGCAGCUGCUGGAUGAUUUGGAUACGGCGCAGCGUGAGUUGAAGCGGCAGCAGCAGCAGCUGCAGCAGCAGCAGCAGCAACUGCAGCAGCAGCAUCUGCUGCUGCUCAAAGCGGGAGCAGCUAACACUACUGGGGGAGGCAACCCAGGCAGCAGCUGGGGGCUGUCGCUGCUGGGGGGCGGCAGUGCAGCAGCAAAAGAGGCAGAGCUCAAGGCGCUGCAGCAGCAGAUAGAGGUGAUGCGGGAGGAGCUGCAGCUGAAGAUAGAGGAGAACGAGCGGCUUCACUUGGAGGCAUUUGAAGAGAGGCAGCAGCAGCAGCAGCAGCAGCAGCAACUCGAGGCCACGAUUCAGUUGCUGCAGCAGCAGCACGAAGAAGCUCAGCAGCAGCAGCAGCAGCAGGCUGCAGAGUAUGCAGAACAGCGAAAACAUUACGAGCAGCUGCAGCAGCAGCAAGAAGAGAAGAUGAAGCAGCAGCAGCAGCAGCUAGAACAAGCUAGGGAGGAGAAGCAACUGCUGCUGCAGCAAGCAAUGGAGGAUCGGCAGCAGCUUCUGCUUCGGCAGCAGCAGCAGCAGCAGCAGCAGCAGCAAACAGUUGCAUACUACAGCAACCUGCUGGGUUGCGACUACACGCGGCUGCCUCUGCUGCGCUGUCUCGACUUGGCCUCUGGUGGUUAUGCUGCUGCUGCUGCUGCUGCAGCAGCAGCACAAGAGGAGUUUCUGCAGCUCAUUGCUGCUGCUCUUGGAGACCUGCAGCACGUGCUGCAGUGCUGGGCAGCAAGCCUAGAAGUAUCAGCAGCAGCAGCAGCAGCAGCAGCAGCAGAAAAAGGCAGCAACGAAGACGACCCCAUUUCAUCAGAUGCAGAAACACCCCCCCACCGGCUCCCCCUUUCUAUUGGCUUGGCCUGGCGUAUACGCAUAGCCACGCGGCAGGCUCGCCGAGCCGCCGUAGACUCUGUGGCUUCCAUCGCUACGGUGUCGUCGUUGCUGCAGCGCGCUGCUGCUGCUGCUGCUGCUGCAGCUGCUGCUGCUGCUGCUGAACCUGCGGCCCAGAAGACCCGCAGCGGCUUCGGUGUAUAUACAGAGGAGCUGCGCAAAGAAACAGAGAAGCUGAGUGCUUCCUUUAGUCGGUUUGUAUCUCUCACCCUGCUGGCGGUUUCGCUGCAGCACGACGCUCUUAGCGGCCCCCAGCAGCAGCAGCGGCAGCAGCAGCAGCAGCAGCAGCAGCGGCAGCAGCAGCUGCAGCAUCUUGAUGCAUUGCAAGGAUGCGACAACUACAGUACUGCAGACCCUUUUGGGGCGCUGCUGGAGGAACUGCAGCGGGGAGCAGCAGCUGUUGCUGCUGUAUCGAAUGCUGCAGCUGCCUUCUUGGGCCUGAGACACAGCAGCAGCAGCAGCAGCAGCAGCAGCAGCAGCAGCCGUGAUGAGUACGUUGCUGCAGACACCCGGGCACUCUCUAAGCAGCACUUUGCUGAGCUUGCUGCUGCACUAACAGAUCCUCAAGAGCAGCAGCAGCAGCAGCAGCAGCAGCAGCAGGAAGCACUGCAUGCAACUGACAGGAUGCAGCAGCAGCCCCAAGGUGCACGCAUGCAUCUUCAGCUGCAGGCGGAGCCAGGGUUAACCCCUUUUCCCGUGCUGCAGUCCGCAGCAGCAGGAUCGCAGCAACAGCAGCAGCAGCAACAGCAGCAGCAGCAGCAACACGGAGGCCUAAGUUCACCUUUUCCGUGGCGCAGCUGCUUGAAGCUGCCGCAGCAGCAGCAGCAGCAGCAGCAGCAGCAGCAGCAAGUAGAGGAAGCAGAACUUCCUCGAUCGGAGUGCAGAAAAUGGCUGCAGCAGCUGAGAAGGCGCAACGGUGCAGCAGCAGCAGCAGGCCUCACUCUGUCGGGAUGGCGAGGAGCAGCAGCAGCAACAAAAGAACGGCUGCUGCAGCUUCUUGUUGAAACACUAACGGCACUCCUUCAGACAUUCCGUUAG